UGGCAUGUAUUUUGUCUUGUUGCUAAGGCAAUGACAUGCCUUGAUUAAAUUAGUCAGAGCCAAGUGUCAACUGUGCUGCUGUGGGGCAGUUCAUUCUCAAACACAAAAAUAAUAAGCAAAGAAACAAGAACAAAAACUUCUCUCAGGUUUCUUGUCCUAGUUUUCUUGUAUUUUUAGAGUUCAAUUCUCUCGAGGAAUUGGGCUUAACGAAAUGUCUUCUGAUCUUUACGUUCUUGAUGCACCUUUCUACCACCUUUCAAGUCCAGAAAUAGUCUCUCCAGAAGGUGACCUUUUCUUCUCUGACCCUUUCUCCCCUUUUCGCGACUCUUCCAUUGAUAUUCUUCAAGAAUUCUCAGAUAACCAAAACAUUCAAUGCCCAGUUGAAAAUUCUAGAUUUGUAGACAGUUUUAGCCCAAGUAUUUUCUCAUCUUCACCUCCAAGUCACCAACUAGAGAACUUGUCACUUUACACAAACCCUUUGCAGGCUUUAGCCAAUAGUGAAAAUCUGGCUGAUGGGUAUGGUAAUUUCCCUGGCUUGGAUGCUUUAGGAGUGAAAACUGAGGAAUGUCAAAUGGGUUUUGAUCCCUCUUACAAUCAACAAUCUUUUAUGCCUCAUAGUUAUAUUGGUGUAGAAAAUGUGGCAAAGAUGAUGCAAAGAAGCUAUAGUAGCAAUUCUUUUGAAGGCAACCCUGGCUUUCUCUUUCAACCUCGCUUUGAUACUCUCUUGGAAUCUCCAAAUUACCAAGGCCAAGCCUUCAGCUUACCUGAAAACAACUUUCUUGCUGGUCAAGUGAGGAAGAUUUGCAGCGCUGGUGAUUUACAAAGUAUUAACAAAACACCGCAUACAACACAGAGGUCCGUUUCAAGUCCUUUAGCUACAGAGAGCUCGUUUAUAGAAGAAUCAAACUUCAAAGUAGGACGUUAUAGUGCUGAAGAAAGGAAGGAGAGAAUCUCAAAGUAUAGAGCCAAACGUAACCAGAGAAACUUCAGCAAGACCAUUAAGUAUGCAUGCCGCAAAACACUAGCGGACAACAGGCCACGUAUACGUGGCAGAUUCGCACGAAACGAAGAAACUGGUGAGACCCCCAAGGUUGCAUGCUCUACGAGGGACGACAACGAGGAAGAGCUAUGGUGUUGUUUUUGUUUGAAAUCUUGUAGCUUGAUGGAUUGCACGAGGAGGAAGACGACGGGGCAAUUAGAGGAUCACCGGGAGGUUUUGCCCAACCUCAGUUUCAGUACUACUAUGGUUACUAGUAUGGGAUUUUGCUUCUGCAGAAACUAGGAUGUUCAACGAGGACCAGAAAACAUGAGGGGAAAAAGUCCCUUUGGAAUAAGUCAUUGUUGAAUUAAUAUAUGUUUGUUAUUGCCUAGGUUAAAGGUUUGUAGUUGGUAGGUAGAUGCAUUUUAAUUAGUUAGCUAGCUUUGGUAGUUAAUUUUUUUUUAAUCCACGUUUGUAACAUCUCUAUCAUUAUGAAUGUAUAUGGUGAUCAAUAAACAAUGACUCUAAUCUUGACUCUUUGCAAGUUCUACAGGACAUUUAAAUA
Molecule: messenger RNA, 1544 nt
Organism: Populus euphratica (Euphrates poplar)
Lineage: Eukaryota; Viridiplantae; Streptophyta; Magnoliopsida; Malpighiales; Salicaceae
Exons: 4
Coding region: 212-1282 (356 amino acids)
Biological process (GO): regulation of flower development
Cellular component (GO): nucleus
Molecular function (GO): protein binding; DNA-binding transcription factor activity
Source: RefSeq, a predicted model, not a curated record